This is a messenger RNA of Diatraea saccharalis (sugarcane borer), 594 nucleotides long. Lineage: Eukaryota; Metazoa; Arthropoda; Insecta; Lepidoptera; Crambidae. The record is from the annotation of a GenBank genome assembly.
AUGGGUAAAGGUGACGAAGCUAAAAAACCCCGUAGACCAUACGAAGAAAUAGGUGCAAUUUUUAAUGGUAACGAGGUUAAGAUCCGUGUCCCGAAGAGCACAUCUAAACCUCCAAAGUUAACUCCUUCACAAUUGAAGCUACAGCAGCAAUGUACUUGCGAGGAUGACGCUUCAGUGUGCUCUGAAACUUGUGGCCUGCCAGGUGAACGAGGAGCUGGUCCAGAUAAUCAACUACACUUACAAAUUCCGGAUGAUAUCUGCGAAGCUCUCACUAACAGAACUCAAUUGAAUUCAGAGCUAACUUACAGCAAAAAUGAAGCUCACGAGAAGAUGUGUAAUAUUUGUAACAUAACACCAGACGACGCGCCUAAAGGAGUCCAAGCACAGAAAGUUCUACACCCGGACAAAGAUGUGUUCGUCUUAAAGAUCGGCAAGCAAACAGAUGAACCCAACCGCACUGGUAGCAUUGAGGUCGACUGGAUAUGGAUACACAGAGAAGAAAACGUGACAUUACCAGAAAUGAUCGUGGCUACAAAGAGAAGUAAACGUGAUCCCACUGGAGAUGAUCGUGACCACAUAGAGAAGAAACCGUGA